This is a messenger RNA of Fusarium proliferatum ET1, 621 nucleotides long. RefSeq lists its product as uncharacterized. The transcript is spliced from 2 exons. The coding region runs from base 1 to 621 and encodes 206 amino acids. Lineage: Eukaryota; Fungi; Ascomycota; Sordariomycetes; Hypocreales; Nectriaceae. The record is from RefSeq and is a predicted model, not a curated record.
AUGGAUCAAGCGCGCCAACUGUCCACGAAAGCGACGCGCUCGAAGCUCACGACGAAUGAGGAGGUCAUAAAUCGCAGUGAGGAGCAGAGACUUGUUCUCACUCAUUCCCGACAUCAAGCUUCAAGUCGCGAUGAAUCGCAAGGAACAUGGGCACAUUUUGCGCGACGCUUCACUACAAACAAACCACGCUUAAUUCCCAGAGCAAGUGACGAGUGCUUCCCAUCUCGCACCAGCACGAAGGUGUUCUGCUGCAUCGACCAGGGUCCACCGAAGAUGCACUCCUACUCGUUGGCGUCCAUUCAUCACGGCGAGGUCGACAGCUUGGAGGACCCGAGCUCCUCCGAUGGCGCUGUAGAUGUCGACAGCUCGCAUCAUCUUGAGGCAGCGCUUCAUGAGGUCAUGGAAAAAGAGAAGGUCUAUAGGCAUGACCAAAGAUCGAGCCGACCACGCGUGGCAUUGAACGCAACGGGAGCACUUCAGUGCCUACAGGUCCAUGCACGAAGAGAACCCUGUCAACUCAACGUCUCGCAUGUUCCAGCUGACCAACGAGACAAGCCAGCUGCUCAAACAUCUUCGAAUGGCGUCAUCCAUCGCGCCUCAACCUCCGAUACACGACACUGA